This is a messenger RNA of Mercurialis annua (annual mercury), 1163 nucleotides long. RefSeq names its product DNA excision repair protein ERCC-1-like. The coding region runs from base 83 to 433 and encodes 116 amino acids. Gene Ontology annotation, biological process: nucleotide-excision repair; meiotic mismatch repair; mitotic recombination. The transcript is spliced from 4 exons. Gene Ontology annotation, cellular component: nucleotide-excision repair factor 1 complex; ERCC4-ERCC1 complex; nucleus. Gene Ontology annotation, molecular function: damaged DNA binding; single-stranded DNA binding. Lineage: Eukaryota; Viridiplantae; Streptophyta; Magnoliopsida; Malpighiales; Euphorbiaceae. The record is from RefSeq and is a predicted model, not a curated record.
CAGAGCUCUAGAACUGUCUUGUUAGCUGUUGAAAAAAUUGAAAGAUAAGCUUUAUGAUUCCAAGGAAACAAAGAGGUUCUUCAUGAAUCAUGAGGAUGUGGUUGAGCAUUUACUUGAAGUCACUAAGACAGCUCUGCUUCAUGAUUGUACUCUAUUGUGUGCUUGGAGUUUGGAGGAAUGCGGUCAUUACUUGGAGACUGUAAAAAUAUAUGAAAACAAGCCUGCAGAUCUCUUCCAGGGGUAUAUAGAUACAGAUCACUUGUCACAGGUGAAACGCCUAUAUGAUGCUUUUCAUGAACCAUUCAAACAGAUUGUUUCCAGCAACCCUGUUGUUCCAGAGACAUUUCAGAAAGACCCUGAACCUUCUCUGGCGAAGGUUACAGAAGUGGAGAAGGGAGAAGAAGUGAAAGCAAAAGAACUUAAAGAAGGAUGAUAGAACCUGAACUAACAGUCAAAUCAGCUCUAUCUGUUGCACUUCCUCCAAAACAUGCUGAUAAAAUUGGUAAAAAGGCCAAUAAACCGCAUGGAGAGUCUGGUAAUUGAUUCUCAUUUUUUAAUAUCUAUUACUUCAGUUGCAGAAGAUGUUCCAGAUAUUCAGUAUUAUAGGGAAGAUAGUCGAGGAAGAUAGUCGUAGCAUUACUGCAGUAAAAUUUCUUACUGUGUAUUUUUUUUCUUCUUCCCUAUUCUAUGAGGAUUAAAGGAUUUCACUCCUACCCCCAAGGUGACUCAAAUCCAGGACCUCUCGAUCUUAGGGGGCAAAUUUUACUUUAUCAGGAAGAUUCAUUCCAAAAUGCUUCUUGUUGAUUAUUUGUUUUUAUUCAGCAGUUUGCUGAUGCAGAAUGAAGCAUCACAGAGCUGUACAUUAUUAUAAUCUGCAAACUCUCUUUUAAGAUUCGGGACUGACUUUAUGAGUUGGGAAUGUGGAGGAAGUUGAAGAGGUUCUUGACGAGCGGGACUGCACCACAUCUGUAAUCAGUGGCCAGUAAUCCGCUUCCGGUUGGGCACAUGGCUUUAGUCUAACGAUAUAUUGCAGAAAAUUACAUGAGAUUCUAGCUAAAGAAACGUUCCACUUCAUUUUGAUGAUAAAGCAGAAAUGAUGAGGCAGCCUGAAUUAAAUCUUUCACUAUUUUCAUUCAAACGACAUAUUCUAGAAUGUUGCUUAA